Eutrema salsugineum is the source of this 2843-nucleotide messenger RNA. RefSeq names its product ABC transporter F family member 4. The transcript has 2 exons. The coding region runs from base 498 to 2672 and encodes 724 amino acids. The record is from RefSeq and is a predicted model, not a curated record. NCBI's taxonomy places the organism in Eukaryota, Viridiplantae, Streptophyta, Magnoliopsida, Brassicales, Brassicaceae. Gene Ontology annotation, molecular function: ATP hydrolysis activity; ATP binding.
UGUGAUUCUUCUUCAUACAACAAUCUUCUUCAUUGCUUUUGCGCCGCGUUGUCUCUCUCAAAACUCCCUCAACCUCUCGAUCAAUUCCUCCAGAGCAAGUAUUCAAUCUUAAUCCGAAUUUGGUUUCGCCAUCUCUCAGGUGGUAGAAACUUUACCUAGAUUUGUCGAGAUAUAUUUAUCUUGAGAGUAUAUAGAUUUGGAAUCCAAAAUUUUCUCGUGAUGAUUUAGGUAAACGAAACCCAGUAAUUGAAACCUCUGGAUCGAGUUAGUAGAAUCCCUAAUUAGGGGGCUCUGUUCAGAAUCAGAACCAGCUCUGAGUUUCGAAGAUUGUCGAGUUGUUUGCUACAUAAUAUGAUAUCUGUCUGGUUGAUUUUGAUUUCUCGUUGAUAAGUAUGUAAUUGGAGCUAGGAAAAAAAAUCCCCAAAAUUUAUAUGAUUCUGAUUACUCAUCGGCUUUUAUAAAAAGAAAUUGUCGUCUCAUGUCAGAUACAGAUUUAAAUGGGUAAGAAGAAGUCAGAUGAGAGUGGGAAGCCAAGUGGAAAAGAUUCUUCUAAAGAACCGAAAAAGGAGAAACUAUCAGUCUCAGCGAUGCUUGCAAGCAUGGAGCCGAAAGAUGAUAAACCCAAGAAAGCUUCAUCAUCCAGAGCCUCUUCUUCAUCCAGAGCCGCUUCAUCAUCCAGAGCCAGGACUGUUCCAAAUAAAGGUUACAUGGAAGACAUAGAUCUUCCUCCUUCAUCAGAAGAAGACGAGGGCACUUCUGAUGGGGAACAGAAACAGAAGUUAAAGCAGAAGAGCGAACAGAGGCAUCUUGAUAUCUCUGUGACCAAUAAGGAACAGAAGAAGCGAGAGGCCAAAGAAAAAGCAGUUCUCCAGGCUGCAGAGCUUGCAAAGAGGGAGGCCUUGAAGGACGACCAUGAUGCAUUCACGGUUGUUAUUGGAAGCAAGACUUCCGUGCUCGAAGGAGAAGACAUGGCUGAUGCGAAUGUUAAAGAUAUAACGAUAGAUUCUUUUUCCGUCUCUGCGCGAGGUAAAGAACUUUUGAAGAAUGCAUCAGUCAAGAUUUCACAUGGAAAAAGGUACGGAUUGGUCGGGCCGAAUGGAAUGGGGAAGUCUACACUGUUAAAGCUUUUAGCAUGGAGGAAGAUUCCAGUUCCGAAGAAUAUUGAUGUUCUUCUUGUUGAGCAAGAGGUGGUCGCUGAUGAAAAGAGUGCUCUGGAAGCAGUUGUUUCUGCCAAUGAAGAGUUGGUUAAGCUAAGGGAGGAGGUUGCAGCUCUGCAGAAUUCGUCUUCUGGAGCUGACGGAGAUAAUGGUGACGAAGAUGAUGAUUCUGGAGAGAAGCUUGCUGAAUUGUAUGAGAGGCUAGAGAUCUUGGGGUCAGAUGCUGCUGAAGCACAGGCUUCCAAAAUACUUGCGGGGUUAGGUUUCACAAAAGAUAUGCAAGUCCGUGCAACUCAAUCGUUCAGUGGUGGCUGGAGGAUGCGAAUAUCGUUAGCUAGAGCUCUCUUUGUGCAACCUACUCUUUUGUUGUUAGAUGAACCCACCAACCAUCUCGACCUGAGAGCUGUUCUCUGGUUAGAGGAGUAUCUGUGUCGCUGGAAGAAGACGUUGGUAGUUGUUUCACAUGACCGAGACUUCCUCAACACUGUCUGCACUGAUAUAAUACAUUUGCAUGACCAGAAUCUCCACUUCUAUCGUGGUAACUUCGAUAGUUUCGAAACUGGAUAUGAUCAGCGACGCAAGGAGAUGAACAAAAAGUUUGAGAAAUAUGAGAAACAGGUUCAAGCAGCUAAGAGAUCUGGAAACCGUGCUCAACAGGAGAAGGUAAAGGACAGGGCCAAGUUUGCUGUGGCGAAAGAAGCAUCCAAGAGUAAAGCAAAGGGUAAGGCGAUAGAUGAGGAUGGCCCAGCACCGGAAGCUCCGAGGAAGUGGAGAGAUUAUAGCGUGGAGUUCCAUUUUCCAGAACCAACCGAGCUCACUCCUCCUCUUCUGCAGUUGAUUGAGGUUAGCUUCUGCUACCCCAAUAGGGCAGAUUUCAGGCUCUCAGAUGUUGAUGUAGGAAUUGAUAUGGGUACACGGGUCGCUAUAGUUGGGCCUAAUGGAGCUGGAAAAUCUACUCUUUUGAAUCUACUUGCGGGAGAUUUAGUUCCUACCGAGGGUGAAGUGAGAAGAAGCCAGAAGCUGAGGAUUGGCAGAUAUUCUCAGCACUUUGUUGACCUGUUAACAAUGGGGGAAACACCGGUUCAGUAUCUUCUUCGCCUUCAUCCAGACCAAGAGGGAUUUAGCAAGCAAGAGGCGGUGCGUGCGAAGCUGGGCAAGUUUGGACUAGCAAGUAACAAUCACUUAACUGCGAUUGCGAAAUUGUCUGGUGGACAAAAAGCUAGGGUUGUGUUCACUUCAAUCUCAAUGUCUAAGCCACACAUUUUGCUUCUUGACGAGCCUACGAAUCACUUAGACAUGCAGAGUAUAGAUGCGUUAGCAGAGGCACUAGAGGAGUUCAGUGGAGGAGUGGUGCUUGUGAGUCACGACUCGAGACUCAUAUCACGUGUGUGUCAGGAUGAAGAGAAGAGUCAGAUUUGGGUUGUAGAAGACGGAACAGUGUCUUUCUUCGAUGGCACAUUUGAUGAGUACAAAGAAGAUCUUCAAAGAGAAAUCAGAGAAGAGGUUGAUGAGUGAAGUUUUGUUGUUGGCUUCUAAUGGUAAAACAGUAAACUCAACUCCUUUUUAUAUUCAGAACAGACUUGAAAACUUUUGGACAAAUUUUAUUUCUUUUAGACAUUGUGUGUUUUCAUCAUACAUAUAUGCGUUAAUGAUAUGACACUAAAUUCCUCUUCCCCGUUUUACAUA